AUGAUUCGCCAACACUGUGAAGAUGAAUUUCUCUCCAACGAAGAAUUGGAAUAUUUGGCUGAAGAAACCAUGAUUUCUAUUCGGCCUACUAAAAACCUUCCCAAAAUCAAAAUGAUUACGCAUACCAUUGGACCAGCUCUCGCCAAUCAGGAAAUUAGUGUUCCUCUAUGGGCUGCCAUUCAACUCAAAAAGUUAAAUCAAUGCAAGAUUGUCAUUCCCGAGUGGUUGAGAGUCGAUUGGUUGGAGGAAGCUUCCGCUCAAUCAUCCAAAUCUCAUGAUUUUUAUCCAAUGCCUCCUCACUUUCUUGAAAUUGGAUACUUGUUGUUGAAAGUAGCAAAGAACGAUUUUGAUGACAAUCCAGAAGAAAUAUCUUCACUGUUGAAAACUCUCGAAGAUAAACGAAGAGACAACCUCACUGAUGGGCUUACCAAAGGUAUUGGAGAUGUGGAGCCUACGGAUUAUUUCCCUGGUUAUCUUUUGACCAAUUUAUCGGCCAUGGAAAUGAAUCGUAUACGGAAGGCCACAGUUGAGGUGUUGUCUAAGAGAGACCGAUACUAUAGAACUUCAUCAACAACGGCUGAAGUACCUCCUUCAUCCUCUCAGACUCAUGAUGACAAUGAUGAUGAAGAAGAUUAA
Molecule: messenger RNA, 636 nt
Organism: Naegleria lovaniensis
Lineage: Eukaryota; Heterolobosea; Eutetramitea; Acrasida; Naegleriidae
Exons: 2
Coding region: 1-636 (211 amino acids)
Biological process (GO): DNA replication; double-strand break repair via break-induced replication
Cellular component (GO): nucleus; GINS complex
Source: RefSeq, a predicted model, not a curated record